Messenger RNA from Pieris macdunnoughi, 300 nucleotides. The record is from the annotation of a GenBank genome assembly. Lineage: Eukaryota; Metazoa; Arthropoda; Insecta; Lepidoptera; Pieridae.
AUGUCAAAAUCUCCUAUUCCUCUCAUGACCGCCGUGGUCAUCGCCACCCACGAGCUGGUCUCCACGGAGACGCCGAGGGUGUGCCUCCUCCUUUUUCCUGGAGUGCAGCUGCCGUCUCGCCGAUUAUCGACAGCUUUACUGCUAGUCCUUGGGGACCCUCAGGGUUCCCUCGCACAAGAGAGGUCCGAGGGUGUACCCCCCUCCUUUUCGUCGAGAUGGCUGCCCGUGUCCCGAAGGGCAACUGCUUCCUGGCAAAUACUCCUUCUCGGUUAUGUCGCCGCCAUCCAUUUGGAAAUCUAG